AUGGUGAAGCAGAUUGAUAGCAAGGAAGAUUUUCAGGCUGCCCUGAACAAUGCUGGAGAGAAGUUUGUAGUGGUUGACUUCUCACCCACAUGGUGUGGGCCUUGCAAACGGACCAAGCCUUUCUGUCAUUCCCUCUGUGAAAAGUAUGGCAAAGUGGUUUUCCUUGAAGUUGAUGUGGAUGACUGUCAGGAUGUUGCUUCAGAGUGUGAAGUCAAAUGCAUGCCAGCAUUUCAGUUUUGUAAAAAGGGACAUAGGGUGGGUGAAUUCUCUGGUGCUAAUAACGAAAAACUUGAAACUACCAUUAAUGAGUUAAGUUAA
Echinops telfairi (small Madagascar hedgehog) is the source of this 318-nucleotide messenger RNA. RefSeq names its product thioredoxin-like. Bases 1 to 318 code for a protein of 105 amino acids. Lineage: Eukaryota; Metazoa; Chordata; Mammalia; Afrosoricida; Tenrecidae. The transcript has a single exon. Gene Ontology annotation, molecular function: protein-disulfide reductase activity. The record is from RefSeq and is a predicted model, not a curated record.